Messenger RNA from Phanerochaete carnosa HHB-10118-sp, 1077 nucleotides. RefSeq lists its product as uncharacterized. The coding region runs from base 76 to 810 and encodes 244 amino acids. The transcript has 2 exons. The record is from RefSeq and is a predicted model, not a curated record. Lineage: Eukaryota; Fungi; Basidiomycota; Agaricomycetes; Polyporales; Phanerochaetaceae.
CCACGACAUACGAACCGUAUACGCACAUCGUAUCGCUACCAACCACCUAUAACUGUCGUAAUAGCAGUUCUCAAAAUGAUUCGUCGUCCACGAAGUGAAAGCAUCGCUCAAAGGCCCGCCGCUGCUGCCAGCGCACCCGCAAAGCAAGGUAAAGCUUCAACCAAGACAGCCCCUGACGAGGAGGACAAAAUUGACGAGGCCGAGGCCGAGGAUGAAGACAAAGAGGUAGACGAAGAAGAUGCCGGUGAGGAGGGCAGCGAAGGAGGAAAGCCAGAGCGAAAGGCGUACGAGCUGGUCGGUUCCGGCCCGAACGUCUGCUACCUCUGGGCGGAUGGCAUAUCCUCGCUCCUCGAGCUAGAUGAGGACAGAGCGUAUGUGGUCCUCAAGUCCGCGGCGCUCGACGCCUUCCGACCGGUCGCAGGCCUCCCAAAGGACGAGCGGUUCGAGGCUAUUGAGAAGCACCUCGACAUCCUCCGGACUUGGUCCAUCGACGCCACAGACGAGGCUCGUGAGGCGCCAGCGGCGCAGGCUCUCGUGAAGGAGUGGAACGAGAAGACAGGAAAAAACGACGAAGAAGAAGACGAGGACGAGGACGGGGAUGGUGAGGACGACGAAGAUGGUGGCAAGGGCGUGCAAUGGUGGUAUGAGGUGACCCUACAGCAGGAGCGUCCCAAGGAUGAUACGUCGCACAUUGAGGUUACUCUGGAAGAUGCUGGUAUCUGGUACCUCACCGAUAUCAAGCCGGCGGACAAGGAGGGCGACACUGCGAUGAGCGUCGUCGUGGAUCACACCGCGCAUACAUACGAUUGAUAUGCCGCGUCUGCAUUCUUGAACAGCCCCAACGGUCAUGCAAUUUCUUGCUCCUCAAACUAUAUACGCAUCUGAGGUUAUCCUAGAACAAGUCUUAAUUAGAUAGACAUUGGUACUUCGCACCACCAGUACUCACCGUCUUAGUAUUUUGCGAUCCUAAGUACACAUUGCAUCAGCGCUGAAAUAUUGGCUACCUAUUGCUCAAUACGCCCUGAUUGAAGACUUCAUUGCAGCUGUGAAUGUUUUACACGAACUUCAUAGGCAUAG